This is a messenger RNA of Aspergillus pseudoviridinutans, 207 nucleotides long. RefSeq lists its product as uncharacterized. The coding region runs from base 1 to 207 and encodes 68 amino acids. The transcript has a single exon. The record is from RefSeq and is a predicted model, not a curated record. Lineage: Eukaryota; Fungi; Ascomycota; Eurotiomycetes; Eurotiales; Aspergillaceae.
AUGGGCGACCUCCUGACCAAACUCAAGCGAAUACUGAGUCUCAAGGCACUCCGUCAACGAUUAUCAGACGCCGGAUGGGUCCUAGCCGCCAAGCAAGAUCUGGAUGAUACUUAUGGUUUUCCUCAGGGUCGAUAUGCGGGCCAGGGGUAUGAUGACUACAACUUUCCUCCGUCCAGGUGGGCGGGACAGGGGUAUCAGCGGGGAUAG